Molecule: messenger RNA, 560 nt
Organism: Syzygium oleosum
Lineage: Eukaryota; Viridiplantae; Streptophyta; Magnoliopsida; Myrtales; Myrtaceae
Product: sm-like protein LSM3B
Exons: 3
Coding region: 94-387 (97 amino acids)
Biological process (GO): P-body assembly; mRNA splicing, via spliceosome
Cellular component (GO): Lsm1-7-Pat1 complex; U4/U6 x U5 tri-snRNP complex; U6 snRNP
Molecular function (GO): RNA binding
Source: RefSeq, a predicted model, not a curated record
UCCGAAGCUGAAAAUUUUUGUACGGCCCCGGUCGCUCGCAGUUGCAGAGGAAAGAGAGGCGCGAAGAAGAAGAAGGAAGAGCGGAAGGAGGAGAUGGCGAGCGAGGAAGAGAGCGCGGUGAAGGAGCCUUUGGAUCUGAUCAGGCUCAGCCUCGACGAGCGCAUCUACGUCAAGCUCCGCUCCGACCGCGAGCUCCGCGGCAAGCUCCAUGCAUAUGAUCAGCAUUUGAACAUGAUACUUGGGGAUGUUGAGGAAGUCGUUACUACUGUAGAAAUUGAUGAUGAAACUUAUGAAGAGAUUGUACGGACUACAAAACGCACGGUUCCAUUUCUCUUUGUUAGAGGAGAUGGUGUCAUUUUGGUAUCUCCUCCUCUAAGGACGGCAUGAUUCUGAAGGGAAAAGCUUGGGCACCUUUUUAAGCGGCAACCCAACUGUGAUGGUUCAUCUUUAUGUUUCUGUAUUGUAGUCCUUGGCUGGCUUUCCUGGUCAUUGUUUUGGUUUUAAACUGAUCAUGCUAUGGCGGAAUGGUGGUCAAUAUAACGACAUGAUUUGAUACUUAA